AUGCCCGUGCUGAGCUUCCAGCUACGCCAUUCUGGCCGCGUCGGCGUCGCAUACCUCUGCCACCUCGACGCGUGGGUACCGGACGAGCUCCGGACGCACUGUUCCGUGUGCCGCGAGACGUUUUCGUUCUUUACUCGCAAGCACCACUGCCGCCUCUGCGGCGAAGUCAUCUGCAUGCGCUGCUGCCGCUACAUGCGAUUUCACGACACCCACCGCGUCCGCGCGUGCGUCGACUGCGAGGUGCAGAGCCGUCUCGUCUUCUCGGAGCUUCCCCGGCCAUCGCCCUUGACACUGCCAACCACCCGACAUCGCGUGUACGGGCACGACGCGGCGCACGACGAGGAUCGCAGCUUCGCCUACUGGGCGAUUGCAAUCCUCUUGAGCGGCAUGUGGCUCCACGGCGAUGCAGCGUUCUGGCUCCACGGCGAUGCAGCGUUCUGGGUCGGUCUCGUUGGCCUCUUCCUCAUCGGAACGAGCAUGCUGCACCUGCUCUGGCCGUGUCUGAUGACGCUGCCACCGACGCGCACCCCGACCAAGGGCUAG
This is a messenger RNA of Saprolegnia parasitica CBS 223.65, 543 nucleotides long. RefSeq lists its product as hypothetical. The transcript has a single exon. The coding region runs from base 1 to 543 and encodes 180 amino acids. The record is from RefSeq and is a predicted model, not a curated record. Gene Ontology annotation, molecular function: metal ion binding. NCBI's taxonomy places the organism in Eukaryota, Oomycota, Saprolegniomycetes, Saprolegniales, Saprolegniaceae.